AGUUGCGCCAUCGGUCUCCACUCGGCCUCGUCCCACCAUCAUUCCACAGCACCGGACCACGUAACGGAUUUUAAUCCGCCGGUUUUCACUUCACAGCCACCGAAACAAACCGUCGGAUUGAAAUCAUGGGCAAAGACUAUUACAAAACCCUGGGAAUAGUCAAAGGCGCAGCUGAGGAGGACAUUAAAAAAGCGUAUAGAAAGCAGGCUCUGAAAUGGCAUCCGGAUAAAAACAAGGCGCCCAACGCUGCGGAGAAAUUUAAGGAGGUAGCAGAAGCGUACGAGGUCCUCAGUGACCCCAAAAAACGAGAAAUAUACGAUCAAUACGGAGAGGAAGGUCUGAAAGGAGGAGGUGGAGGAGGAGGAGCAUCUGAUGGCCAGGGUGGCACCUUCACGUACACAUUCCAUGGGGACCCACAUGCCACCUUCGCCACCUUCUUUGGCGGUGCCAACCCCUUUGAGAUGUUCUUUGGCCGAAAGGUGAAUGGGAGAGAUGACGAGGACAUGGAGGUGGACACUGGCGACCCUUUCGGCUCCUUUACAAGUUUUAACUUGAACGGGUUUCCUCGAGAUCGGCAGCCACGGCGUAAGCAGGAUCCGGCAAUCCAUCACGAGCUACGUGUCUCACUCGAGGAAGUUUUCCACGGCUGCACCAAGCGCAUGAAGAUCUCACGACGGCGCCUGAACCCCGACGGGCGUACGACACGCACAGAGGACAAGAUUCUGUCCAUCGAGAUCAAGCGCGGAUGGAAGGAGGGCACCAAGAUCACAUUCCCGCGUGAGGGUGACGAGUCUCCCGGCUGCAUCCCCGCCGACAUAGUCUUCGUCAUAAAGGACAAGCCGCACUCGCACUUCAGAAGGGAGGGGUCCGACAUUGUCUACCCUGUGCGCAUCAGCCUGCGACAGUCGUUGUGUGGCUGCUCAGUUACAGUCUCCACAAUAGACGGGAAAACAUGCAAUAUGAAGAUCACUGAGGUCAUCAAACCGGGCAUGAGGAAGACUGUGGCGGGGCAGGGGCUGCCCUUCCCGAAGAACCCCGAUCAGAGAGGGGAUCUUAUAGUGGAGUUUGAUGUGAACUUUCCAGAAAGUCUGCCAACCAGUGCCAAAGAUGUCCUGAAGCGCCAUUUACCUGCUUCAUAAGAAGGACGUGUCAAGACUGCAAUGGCAAUCGGCAGCACUAGAGACUGACGCUGGUCAUUACCUUCUUUCCAGCCCUUGGACAAAUCAGUACUAAGCCCUUAGAAAGAAUGUGCAAUUUAUAUUUUUAUCUAUA
Molecule: messenger RNA, 1272 nt
Organism: Trichomycterus rosablanca
Lineage: Eukaryota; Metazoa; Chordata; Actinopteri; Siluriformes; Trichomycteridae
Gene: dnajb4
Product: DnaJ heat shock protein family (Hsp40) member B4
Exons: 4
Coding region: 126-1139 (337 amino acids)
Biological process (GO): negative regulation of transcription by RNA polymerase II
Cellular component (GO): cytosol
Molecular function (GO): protein-folding chaperone binding
Source: RefSeq, a predicted model, not a curated record